This is a messenger RNA of Fusarium sp. VM40, 1248 nucleotides long. Lineage: Eukaryota; Fungi; Ascomycota; Sordariomycetes; Hypocreales; Nectriaceae. The record is from the annotation of a GenBank genome assembly.
AUGUCUUUCUUAAACAAGUUCAAAAAGGAGUUUGAGGGGCUCAAUCUCGGCCAACAGCAAGCUGGCGCUCCUCCUCCACCACCUCCAGCAAGCGCGCAGAAUUAUCAGCCAAAUUACCAGCCAUAUGGAAACACACCUCAUCAGCAUCAAUAUCAGGGCCCCCAAAGCUAUGAAGGACAGCCGCCAUAUUCGGGGCCACGGCAGUCUUACCCUAUACAGGAUCAGCAUGAUUCCAGAUACCAAACUCAUAACGCGCAGCAGUCACAGCAGUUUUCGGGACACCAGCUCUAUUCCCCACAACCACUAAGUUACAAUUCCCCAUCUCCGGCUUCACAUCCACCACAACACCAGCCAUGGUCACCGUCACCAGCUCCAACUCCAGGCCCCCCAGGCAGUUACCCAGUUGAUCCGCCUCCUGUGGUGGCCGCUGCUCCGGGGCAAAGCGGCCCUCCCUGUCCCACGCCCCCUCGUUGGGUAGCCCACUGGUCGGCAAAGGAUAAUCAAUGGUACUAUGCCGAGACUACUGGACGUACCAUGUGGCAAUCCCCGUCUGAUCUCCCGCCGCUAGAUAGUAUGCCAGCUUAUCCAGGCAGUCUUCAUGCUGCGGACAGAGGUCACGAAGGCCAGAAUUUGACUCAUCCUCCGCAGCCGCAAUAUGCCAACCCGGAAGACUCACGACCGAGUCUUCAGAAUGAAGGGAAGAAGUCUUCUUCACAGACAAUGUUCGCCGCAGCCGGUGGUUUCACAGCGGGCGGUGUAGCUGGAUAUUUUAUAAAAGAUCGCAUUGAUAAACGCAAGGCAAAGAAGCGCCAUGGCCGCGAUGCCGCUGACUUCGCCGAUUUUGCCGAGUAUCCUGCAUGGGAAGUCAACAUCAUCUGCAAUGUCUGCGACCAAACCGUCAGUGGCCCCUACGCGCAUUGCAGCAAGUGUGACGACGGAGAUUUCGACAUCUGCCGUGAUUGUCUCGCCCAAGGCCUGACCUGCGAUGGGAAAGGGAAGCAUAACCUUGCCAAGGUAUACCCCAAGCGUUAUUGUGACGUCUGCGAUCACCUGAUCAAGGGCGAGUUCUUCCAUUGUGGUGUUUGUAACCAUGGGGAUUGGGAUACUUGUAGGGGGUGCUUUGAUAAGGGGUAUACUUGUAAUGGUGGAAAGAAGGGUCAGCGGCAUGAGUUGACAAGUCUCUAUAUUCCGGACGUCAAGUUUAGGAAGGGCGGCUCCAGGGCGGAUAGUAGCUCGGACUCUGAUUGA